Rotaria socialis is the source of this 216-nucleotide messenger RNA. Lineage: Eukaryota; Metazoa; Rotifera; Eurotatoria; Philodinida; Philodinidae. The record is from the annotation of a GenBank genome assembly.
AUGGUGAUACGUAUUAUUAACAGUCUUUUAGGAGUUUUAACUCGACCCUAUAUUUAUCUACAACAAGUUAUUCUUAUUUCAUUUCAAUCUUAUUUACCAAUGCAAUUUGAUGAAAAGUCAUGUCGCUAUGUAACAUUACAAGACGCCGAUGAUGAUCCUAUUUAUCAACGUGCACGCUUCUAUUCGAUGCAAAGAAAACAUUCAAAAGAGACUUGA